UGCCCGGGCUAGGCUGGGCUGCUCGCCAUAGGGCGAGUGGGAGGGGUUGUAGUCGCUGCCCUGGGAAGAGCCACAGCCUCUUUCGGCUGUCUGUCAGAGUCGCAAGAGGCGGAGCCCAGGCCUGGCCUGCUCAGGGUGCCUUCAGCAGCCUUUGCACAUGGAGACGUGCUGGUUCAUCGAUUGCCAUUGCCACCUCACGGCCGAGGAGUUCAGGCAGGACAUAAAUGAUGUGAUUGAAAAAUCAAGAAAGGCUGGAGUUCGAGCCUUUGUUUCUGUUACAGAGCAGCAAAGUGAAUUUGAGGAAGUUAUUGAUCUAGCAGAAAGGUAUCCAGAGUCUGUCAUGGCAUGUUUUGGGAUUCAUCCGAUUCAGAGUAGUGCAGAUGGACAUCGCAGUGUUACUGUUCAGGACUUGGAACCUGCCCUUCCAUUCUUUGAGAAGCACAAAGAUAAGCUGGUGGCUAUUGGAGAGAUUGGUCUAGACUUCACUCCGUGGUUUGUGUCCACAUCCCAGCAACGAGAGGAGCAGCAGAAGGUCUUUGCGUUACAGCUGGAUAUAGCUAAACAGCUGGACCUGCCAGUAAACGUGCAUUCUCGUUCGGCUGGGAGACAAACUAUUGCUUUUCUUAAGGAGCAAGGUAUUUGGAACGCACUGCUUCAUAACUUUGCUGGCAGGCCCUCUGUUGCCCUGGAAGGAGUACAAGCUGGCUUUUGUUUUUCUUUUCCUCCAGCUGUCACAAGGAAUGAUCAGCGAGCAAAGUUAAUAAGACAGAUUCCACUAGAGAACAUUUGCUUGGAGACCGACUCACCCUCUCUUGGCCCAAAGAAAGAGGAGAGAAAUGAACCAGAGAAGAUCAGGAUUGCUUGUCAGUACAUUGCUGCAGUGAAAGGAGUAUCAGUAGAAACAGUCUGUGAAGUAACAACAUGUAAUGCCCUGAAGCUGUUCCCCAAAGUUCACCAGCGGUUGAAAGAAUGAACACUUGCCAAACAACAAUAAAAAGAGAGCAUCUGAAACACAGCCCUGCUCUGUAGUUUGGGGCUUUAUUUUAUAUUACUUUUUUUUACAGUGUACGUAUACAUAUUUCAUGCUACGUGGAAUUUUUGUAUUACCAAAAUGACAUCUUAAAGAAUAAAAGCCCAAUAAAGUUUUACCUAUUUAUCCA
Molecule: messenger RNA, 1160 nt
Organism: Chelonia mydas (Green sea turtle)
Lineage: Eukaryota; Metazoa; Chordata; Testudines; Cheloniidae
Product: putative deoxyribonuclease tatdn3-A
Exons: 10
Coding region: 158-973 (271 amino acids)
Molecular function (GO): hydrolase activity, acting on ester bonds
Source: RefSeq, a predicted model, not a curated record